CCAGGCUUACUGACCCUUGACCUCAUCCUGAGAGGGACAGGAUAGGAUGGGGGAGCCCCAGAGUCCCAGAUGACCCAGACCCAGGGUACUCUGUCCCUACGACCCUGCUCUUUCCCGCCCACAGCUCAGCAAAGGGCAGCCUGGUCAUUCACCGCUGGACUUUGACCGUAACCCAAAACACUGCGCAGUUCUCCAUGCCUGCCUCUUUCCAGCUCUGAUGAGAUCUCCGCUGAGGUCACUGGAUAUGUCCCCCAGAAGCUGGAAUCCCAUGAUGGUGGCCCACAGUGUCCUCUGGAUCCUGCUCGGAUUGCUGCUGUGGCUGGAAUCAGGAACAGCAACCCUGCCCCUGCUCAUGGACUCUGUCAUCCACGCCCUGGCUGAGCUCGAGCAGAAGGCACCAGUCACCGAUGCCACCCACACUGCUUCUGCACGGCUGCUGUCAGCCCAGGAUUCUGGCCCCCAUGAUCCCCUCCAUCACUUCCUGCUGGAGAGGGGGCAUCUCAAGGUCACAGAGCUGAAUCCCCCACAACUGACCCCAGAGCUCCAAGGCCUGGCAGAGAUGGUGGUCCAACAUCGUGUGCAGGGUGGGCAGGAAUACGGGGUGGUGCUGGCCCCUGAUGGCUCAACUGUGGCUGUCAAGCCUCUCCUAGUGGGAUUGGAGGCAGGGCUACAGGGGCACAGGGUUGUGAACCUGCCCUUGGACAGCUCAGCCACCCCUCCGGACGUUGGAACCGUGAUCCCAGAGGUAAAAGUCACACCCCCAGACCUCAGUGAUGCCUCUCCAGAGGUCACCUCUGCAAAUGUUGAAACCAUGUCUCCAAAUGUUAGAACCACAGAUGUAGAGGCAGGAGCCACUUUUCCAGAUGUUAGACCUGGCUCUGCAGAUGUCCAAACCUCCUUGCCAGAUGCCAAAGACACAUCCCCAACCACUGUGGACAGCCUCCUGGCGGUCAGCCUGGCCAGGGACCUGGGCCUCACCUUCCUCCAGGGCCCCCAGACACGGAGCCACCCAGGCCUGGGAACUGAGGGCUGCUGGGACCAGCUCUCUGCUCCCCAGACCUUCACACUCCUGGAUCCCAAGGCCUCACCACUCACUGCAGCCUUCCUCAAUGGUGCCCUGGAUGGGGCCCUCCUUGGAGAUUACCUGAGCCGGGCCCCUGGGCCCCUGCCACCCCUCAGCCACCUGCUGAGCCAGUACUAUGGAGCUGGGGUGGCUGGAGACCCAGGCCUUCGAAGUAACUUCCGACGACAAAACGGAGCUGUUCUGACUUCAGCUCCCACCCUGACCCAGCAGGUGUGGGGGGCCCUUAUCCUGCUACAGACGCUGGAGCCAGCACACCCUCAGCUACAGGGCAUGAGCCAAGAUCAGCUGGUGAAGGUGGCCACCCAUGCUGCCAAGGAGUUUAUUGAAGCCUUCUUGGGGUGCCCGGCCAUCCACCCUCGUUGCCGCUGGGGCGCCGCACCUUACCGGGGCCUCCCGACGCCUUUGCAGCUGCCUCUCGGGUUCUUAUAUGUGCAUCACACGUACGUGCCUGCGCCACCCUGCACCGACUUCGCGCGCUGUGCCGCGGAUAUGCGCUCUAUGCAGAGCUUCCACCAGGACACGCGCGGCUGGGAAGACAUAGGCUACAGUUUCGUGGUGGGUUCAGACGGCUACGUGUACGAGGGCCGGGGCUGGCACUGGGUGGGCGCGCACACACGCGGCCACAACUCCCGCGGCUUCGGCGUGGCCAUCGUGGGCAACUACACGGCGGGGCUGCCCACCGAGGCGGCGUUGCGCACCUUGCACGAUCUGCUUCCGCGCUGCGCGGUGCGCGCAGGCCUCCUGCGGCCAGACUAUGCACUGCUGGGCCACCGCCAGCUCGUGCACACUGACUGCCCUGGUGACGCGCUCUUCAACCUGCUGCGCACCUGGCCGCGCUUCGCCGCGAGUGUGAAGCCAAGAACUGCCAGGAGGGCCUCCAGGAGAUCCAAGAGGAAGCCACCCCCAGUGAUCCUGCCAGUCACAGACCUCCAGUAAAGGGAUCAUUGAAAGAAA
Messenger RNA from Manis pentadactyla (Chinese pangolin), 2038 nucleotides. RefSeq names its product peptidoglycan recognition protein 2 (gene PGLYRP2). The record is from RefSeq and is a predicted model, not a curated record. Gene Ontology annotation, molecular function: peptidoglycan immune receptor activity; N-acetylmuramoyl-L-alanine amidase activity; peptidoglycan binding. Bases 218 to 2020 code for a protein of 600 amino acids. The transcript is spliced from 5 exons. Lineage: Eukaryota; Metazoa; Chordata; Mammalia; Pholidota; Manidae. Gene Ontology annotation, biological process: detection of bacterium; peptidoglycan catabolic process; defense response to Gram-positive bacterium.